Messenger RNA from Erigeron canadensis, 883 nucleotides. RefSeq names its product transmembrane emp24 domain-containing protein p24beta3. Gene Ontology annotation, cellular component: endoplasmic reticulum; COPII-coated ER to Golgi transport vesicle; Golgi apparatus. The coding region runs from base 78 to 707 and encodes 209 amino acids. The transcript is spliced from 4 exons. Gene Ontology annotation, biological process: Golgi organization; intracellular protein transport; endoplasmic reticulum to Golgi vesicle-mediated transport. Lineage: Eukaryota; Viridiplantae; Streptophyta; Magnoliopsida; Asterales; Asteraceae. The record is from RefSeq and is a predicted model, not a curated record.
AAACACAUCACGUGAACAUCUUUGGCCUAACAAAAUCUCAGAAAAACAAAUCGGGGCAGAAAAAAUUGGAGAAAACAAUGAAAAAAGCUUACGCCUUUUUGGGCCUUCUUCUUAUAUCUACUUUCGCCGGCGAUGUAUCCGGUCUUUCAGUUACGGUGAACGACGUUGAAUGUGUAUAUGAAUAUGUACUUUAUGAAGGAGAUACAGUUUCUGGCAAUUUCGUUGUUGUUGAUCAUGAUAUUUUUUGGAGUUCUGAUCAUCCCGGAAUUGAUUUUAUUGUGUCAUCUCCUGGAGGGAAUGUGGUGCAAACAAUGAAAGGAACAUCUGGAGAAAAAUUCGAGUUUAAGGCUCCACGAAGUGGAAUGUACCAAUUUUGUUUUCACAAUCCUUACUCGACUCCCGAGACCGUCUCUUUCUACAUACAUGUUGGUCAUAUCCCCAACGAGCAUGACCUAGCAAAAGAUGAGCAUUUGGACCCUGUCAAUGUGAAAAUUGCUGAAUUGAGGGAGGCAUUAGAAUCUGUUACAGCUGAGCAGAAAUACUUGAAAGCACGUGAUGCUCGACAUCGCCAUACAAAUGAGAGUACGCAUAAGCGCGUGAUCUUUUACACAAUUGGAGAAUACAUUUUGCUGGCCCUCGCUAGUGGACUCCAAGUUAUUUAUAUUCGCCGGCUGUUUAGCAAGUCGGUUGCAUACAACCGGGUCUGAGUUAGCCCUUACCCCGACUCUGUAUCUUUCUUAUAGAUUAGAACUCGAGAACAUGUCCUAACAUUAUGUUUUUUACAAUGUCAUUGAUCAUCUUUAGAUUUUAUUUUUAUUUUUAUUUUUUUUUCGUGUUCAAACCUUUUUUACGCACUUAAAUUAAAGCGACAUUUUAAAAUUCA